Messenger RNA from Protobothrops mucrosquamatus (brown spotted pit viper), 1513 nucleotides. RefSeq names its product protein FAM133. Lineage: Eukaryota; Metazoa; Chordata; Lepidosauria; Squamata; Viperidae. The transcript is spliced from 7 exons. The coding region runs from base 125 to 619 and encodes 164 amino acids. The record is from RefSeq and is a predicted model, not a curated record.
UGUGGUUCCGGGUUCCUGGAGAUCACGGGGCCGCAGCGGGUGUAUUUCGUAAAUCGCUGCCGCCUUCGCCUCCGCUGUCUUCCAGAAACCCCUCUUGAGAGUAGCCGGUGGUGAAGUUGUAGAUAUGGAUGACCACCAUGAAGCAAAAGAUGAGAUACGGUGUGCAACAUCACAAGAGAAAACAAAAGUCAGAGAGGAAAGUAAAAGGAAACGGAAGCGAAGCAGAAGCAGAUCCUCCUCCGUCUCUUCCUCUACAUCUUCUAGUUCUUCUACAUCCUCUUCUUCAAGGUCUUCUUCCAGGUCUUCUGCCUCACAGAGCAGAAGCAGUUCAAGUAGCAGAGAUUCUUCAAAAGUAAAAGCUAAGAAGAGGAAAAAGGAAAAACAUAACAAAAAGAAAAGAAAAAAAGAGAAGAUGAAAAGAAAGAAAGAAAAGAAGAGAAAGAAAGAGAAAUCAGGUCCUGUACAGCUUUCUAAAUAUCUCAAAGAUAAAAAGAAGAAUCAUAACUACAGUAUGAUCACAGGAAAGAAAAUUAAGAUGAAAAUAAAGAAAAGUAAAAAGGAUAAAGAGCGAGAUCGGAACCGAGCAGAACUUCUUGAUUUUUUGAACUCUACUUUUUAGUGAAAAAGCUGUUAAAUGAGGACCAAUAAGUCUGUCAGCUUAUUUAGUCAUCUUACUCCUUAAAGCACCAAAUACAAGCUCAGGGUGAAGCACGAAAGAACAUCUUGAUGCAUGAGGAGUUGAAAUUGCCCCACUAUGAAGAUAAUUGACAGCUCCUUUAAAAAGGGCAAAAUAAUUGGUGACACUUUAUCAACAAAGAGCCAUAUUGAUGUUGAAGAGAACCUAACCAAACUAGGAUGAAGGCAUAACCAUCCAUUAAAGUGAAAGGAUGUGUUGGAAUUUCGGCCUACUUUGAAUAUCCAAAUUGCAUGCAGAAUGCGACUUUAUCAUCAGUUGUCCUUGGUCAUUUUUCUGAUUAAAACCAAAUAUUAGCAAAGAAGUUCUUAAAGAAGAAUCAGACCCAUGUAUAUAGAUAUUUUUAGUAUUGAGAAUAUUUGCAAACAGCAAAAUACCUCCUUCUGAGUAAUGUACAUUCUAAAGCAUUGAGUAAGAUUUUUUAAAAUAAUUUUCUUUUGUAAAGUGUUUCCUUUUUCAAGUUAAUAACAAACACUCUAAUUUCAGUUUAUUUAAUGAGGUGCUAGGCAUUUCAUUUUAAAACUCUGGGUGGUACCACUGUUAAAUGAACAUUAUGAAAUUAGCUUACUGCCCACUGCUGCUUGGUUUUGUUCUUACUUUGGGUAUGAUUAACAUUGAUCAGUAUUGUGGCCUUUCUUUCAGAGAGGCAUGUAUCAAAGUCCACAUUAUGAAAAUCUCAGUGGGCUAUCAAUUUCAGUUGAGUGUAAUGGUAUGGCUAACAGACUGCUCAGAAGACUGGUUGUGGUAUAUAACCUCACAGUGUGUGAAGUUUCAUUUUGUAAGAAAAAUCCAAUAAAAUGUACUGCUUUUGAAUUUGAU